AUGGAUAGUGCAAAUGAUAUUCUUAUGCAGGCGUUAUUAUAUUCAUUGAUUCCGGCUGAGAUACUGGGUUUUUUUGAAAUAUCAUUAAAUCCUGGUGGCGAGAUUAUUUUAAGAUUACUAGACUCGGAAUUUUGUUCCCGAGAUUAUGAAAAUCAAAACGAUUUUGCUGAUUGGAUUCUCUCUGUUCAUGCUCUGCGAACCGCUAUUAAAGAAGGUAAAGGAAGCAAAGACACUUCUGCCAAAUUAUCAAGACAACUAAAAGUGGGAAUUGAUGAUGAAAUUGUUACCACGGAGAAAAAUAUGAGAAAUCUCCGAUUUAUUGGUGACGAUCCUCACGCUAUGGAACCUUUACGCAUUCAACCAACUAAAGGCGGAUAUGAUUGGUGGCAAGCGACAUUAAGUUACCGAGCUCGACUUUAUGAAACGGAACGCGAUAAAUUAGAAGAUAAAGAAUUAUCUUCAACAGAAACUUCUGAGGCAAUUCCCAUGGCCAUUAGUGUUAAACAGUUGCACACUGUUGAAACAUGGUUGAAGGAAGCUCGGGAGGUCAAGGAAGGAGAACAACCUCUGAAAUAUAUAAAAUCUCAUGCAGUCAGAGUAAAGAAAAGGAAGAUAAAAUGGCCGAAUACUUUGAUGAUGCACCAAGGGAAUCUGGAUUAUAUGCGGAAUGGAAAACAGUCCUAUAACCCGAAACAUAUAAUUGUGGUAUAUUUCCGAAGGUUAAUCCUUUGCACAUUUAGGGAAGAUUCCUGUAAACAAUUUGUGGUAUUGCCAAAGUUGAAAAAAAAACUUGAGAUUGAGUUUGCCCAAGCUGUUGUAAGAAAAUUUUUCUUUCGAGUACUUUCUAUUAAGACCGGUUUCAAUUUCCAAUGUCAUCGAUAUACGCCUAUAAUUGAGGGUAUUGUUAUCGAUAAAGAGAAUGAAGAAAUUGUUCUAGAGGCAUGGAAAGCACAUUCAGCUCAAGAAGCCGCAAAACGACGAAAGAGAGCAUUACUCAGAUGA
Messenger RNA from Ambispora leptoticha, 1002 nucleotides. NCBI's taxonomy places the organism in Eukaryota, Fungi, Glomeromycota, Glomeromycetes, Archaeosporales, Ambisporaceae. The record is from the annotation of a GenBank genome assembly.